This is a messenger RNA of Carassius gibelio (silver crucian carp), 3204 nucleotides long. RefSeq names its product ectonucleotide pyrophosphatase/phosphodiesterase family member 7-like. The transcript has 6 exons. The record is from RefSeq and is a predicted model, not a curated record. Lineage: Eukaryota; Metazoa; Chordata; Actinopteri; Cypriniformes; Cyprinidae. Bases 136 to 1602 code for a protein of 488 amino acids.
GCAGAAAGGGAUGGAAAAAAAACACAAAGACAAAAGGAUCAGUCAAAAGCUGAGGCUGUUAGAUCAGAAGCAACCCUCGGACCAUCCAGAGAGAAGCACGUUUGUUACAUCAGCUGUAGUGGUGAAAUACCCGUCAUGUUAUUGGCACUGAGCAUUUUGCUGUUAAUAUUCCCUGAGUCUCUGUCUGUUCCAGUCAGAGAUCACUGCACUACAGGCAAAAACAAACUUCUACUGAUCAGCUUUGAUGGGUUCAGGUGGGACUACGACCGAGAUGUGGACACCCCAAACCUGGACAAAAUGGCUGAGGAAGGAGUCAAGGCAGCAUAUGUCACUCCACCUUUCCUGACCAUCACCAGUCCUACACACUUCACCCUGUUAUCUGGAAGGUACAUUGAGAACCAUGGGGUGAUUCACAACAACUGGUUCAACACAACCACACAAGAGAAGAAACAAUACUACAUGACACAGUUUGUGGAUGAAUACUGGGAUAAUGGCAGUCUACCCAUUUGGAUCACUGCUCAAAGACAGGGUAAGAAAACUGGAUCCUUACAUUUCCCUGGCACUGCUGCCACUUACCAGAAAGAAAAUAUCCAAGUGAAGGAGGUGGAACCGAGGUAUUAUAACCACACCAAUGAGACGGCAUGGAGGGAGAAAGUGGACAAGGUCUUGAAGGAAUGGUUUAAAGAUCAAGACUUAGAUUUUGUCACUUUGUAUUUCGGCGACCCUGAUGAAACUGGCCACAAGUACGGGCCUGAUUCACCUGAGCGCCGCAGGGCAGUAGAGAAAGUUGACCGAACUGUGGGCUACAUAAGGGAAACUGCUGAGAAACACGGACUCAGUGACCAUCUGAAUAUAAUCAUCACAGCUGACCAUGGAAUGAGCACUGUCUUUAAAGGAGAUCAAGUAAAAGAGAUAAUACUCACCGACAUCCCAGGAUUCUCCUUGAAAGAUCUGAAAUUCCACAUGGUGGACUAUGGACCUUUUGGGCUGCUGCUGCCCAAAGAAGGGAUGCUUGAAAAGGUUUAUCAAGCCUUGAAAGGAGGUCAUCCGAACCUUCACGUUUACAAGAAAGAAGACAUGCCUGCUCGACUACAUUACUCCAAACAUCCACGCAUCCUACCCAUCGUUCUCUACGCAGACCCAGGAUAUGUCAUCAAUGGGUUCUACACAUUCCAGACCAAUAAAGGGGAACAUGGCUAUGACAAUGAGGUCAUGGACAUGAAGCCUUUCUUCAGGGCAGUAGGACCAGAUUUCCACAGAAACUUGUUGGUUGGACCAUUUGAGACUGUUAGCGUUUACCCGCUAAUGUGCCACUUACUGGGGAUAAAGCCAGAAAUCAAUGACGGGUCACUGGGUGACACCAAACACAUGCUGAUAUCCAACGGAGAGUCAUGCGAUUCUGGAGGCGAAUCUGGAGAGGCCCCCAAGUCAAUUCUUCAUAACGUGUUCGUUGGUCUUGCUGCUGUGGCUGGAUUUUUAUUUCUUGUGUGUGUUGUUGUUACAUCCUUCAACAUGUAUAAAAGAUGGAAAGCGAAUACAAGAGGAAAAGUCAUGGAUGAUGAGGACCAGAUAAAAGCUGACUCCAAGCAAACAUCGUUCUAAGACGGACAUUUACUUAUUCUUGAAUUGCUUGUCAUUUAAUGCUACAGUGGGAUCCAAGAAUCUGAGACCACAAUGAGACGUGAAACAUUGAGGGCUUUUCACCCCACUUAAAUCCUGGAUGUAAAAUAGAUAAAUAAAUUAAGUUAGUUAAAAAGAUUUUUUUUUUUUUUUUCAUAUUUUUAUAUUUAAGUAUUCACGUCAAGGCAUCUUGACUACAAGUGUCAUUAAAAGAAAAGAGGAACAGAUUGUACAGUACUACGCUAUUUAGUUAGUAAGUCCAUGUACAAUUUGCAGUUAGCUAGGGUUGGGAAUCGAUUGGGUUUUAUUCACUACCGGUGCCAUUUCGAUACUUUUAAAAUGGUACGGGUGACUAAACAGUGCCUGAAUCAAUACUUCUAUAAAAAUAAAUAAAUACAAUAAAAAAAGUCUAAAACGGAUAACUUUAAAGAACAUUACAAAUAUUUAAAAUAAAUCCAUAGCAUUCACACACUCCUUGGAUGCUCUAAUUUGCUAAACUUCCCUUUAUCUAAGGCUAAUAAAUGUAUUUCACGAUCCGGGACAUUGUUUAAUAUAAAACCAAACACAAUGUUUCUGUAUCUCUGUCAAUAUCUCUGAUAUUCAGUUAAAAUAAGUGCUGUCUGUCACUGUCUUUAAUCAGUUCUGUGAAUGACUGUAUGCUCAUUAUUUAUAGAGUAGCAACAAUGUCAUUUGUAAAGUACAGUCUUAGGCACAUUAGUAUUUUCACCCCAAAAAAGAGUUUUAAACAAGUUAUUUAUAUCUUUUGCUGUAGUAUGUCAGUAGGAAAUAUCAGUUUACAUUUCCAAACAUUAAUUUUGCCAUUAAUUUUAAUAAUAAUCUAGUGAGAUUGUUGAAUGCACAAGCAGUCUGACAACACACUACCAAAAAACUACUGCACAGUAGUGUAUAUAUAAAGUAUGUAUAAUUAAAUUAAGUGUAUUUAAAAAAAAAAGUGUAAUUAAAGUGAAGGAAACAGCUGUGGUGUGAUGAGCGGUGAAAGCAGCGAAAACUUUACAGUAGAUGGGAAAACCGACUGCUCCCUCCUGACCUUUUGUAAAAUGUAUUUAUGAUAAAGAACUGCACAUAUAUAUAACUAUCUAUCGAUAAACACACACCUCGUGUCCUCGUUUGUGUUUGAGUCUGCUCGAGCUGCUCCGAAGCGGUCUGCAGAUCGAAAAGCGCGCUGAAAGACGGAGAGGAGACCGGUCUGACGCCGGUUUCAUAUGAAAUUUAAGCGGACUGACUCUGAGGCGAAUGCGAAUUUGAGUACAGUUUAUGGAGCUAAAUGCUAUAGCCCCGAUUAAAAAAAAGCCUAGCGACGGCCCUGCUUGUGUACAUUUCAGAGAACCAGGACAAAUAUUUAAAUCGAUCGCUCAGGCAUUUAAGAGGUACCGAAAUGAGGCACUGAAAUCUGCGUUCUUUUAACCCUACAAUUAACCCUUCAUUCAUAUUAUUAUGCUGAUGAUAUGUAUUUAAAAUGUUCCAUUAAAUUAGAAAUGCUGAAAAUAUAAUUUGUCAUUUUAAAAAGUUGUUUUAAAUUAGAAAUGCUUUGUAAUGAUUUGUAAUAAAAAUUGCUUUACUGCC